This is a messenger RNA of Lodderomyces jiufengensis, 1950 nucleotides long. It is a transcript of the gene GUT2, whose product is annotated as glycerol-3-phosphate dehydrogenase. The transcript has a single exon. Lineage: Eukaryota; Fungi; Ascomycota; Pichiomycetes; Serinales; Debaryomycetaceae. Bases 1 to 1950 code for a protein of 649 amino acids. Gene Ontology annotation, biological process: glycerol-3-phosphate metabolic process. The record is from RefSeq and is a predicted model, not a curated record. Gene Ontology annotation, cellular component: glycerol-3-phosphate dehydrogenase (FAD) complex; mitochondrion. Gene Ontology annotation, molecular function: glycerol-3-phosphate dehydrogenase (quinone) activity.
AUGUCAAAAUAUUUAAAAUCAACAUUAGUUAAAUCGCUAUUAGGUGUUGGUACAAUAGCUGGAGGUACAAUAAUAUAUUUAGAUUUUAUUAAACCAAAACAUAAACCAGAAAUUGUAUCAUCAUAUAAACCAUUAAGAAAAGAUUAUCCAGAACCACCAACAAGAAAAGAUUUAGUUGAUAAUUUAACUAAAACCAAGAAAUUCGAUGUUUUAAUUAUUGGUGGUGGAGCUGUUGGUACUGGUUGUGCAGUAGAUGCAGCAACAAGAGGUUUAAAUACUGUAUUAUUAGAAAAAACUGAUUUUGGUUCAGGUACUUCAUCAAAAUCUACAAAAAUGGCACAUGGUGGUGUAAGAUAUUUAGAAAAAGCAAUUUUUCAAUUAUCAAAAGCUCAAUUAGAUUUAGUUAUUGAAGCAUUGAAUGAAAGAGGUAAUAUGUUAAGAACUGCUCCUCAUUUAUGUACUGUUUUACCAAUUAUGAUUCCCGUUUAUAAUUAUUGGCAAGUUCCUUAUUUUUUCGCUGGUUGUAAAAUGUAUGAUUGGUUUGCUGGUAGACAAAAUUUAAGAAAUUCAUUUUUAUUAAGUAAGGAACAAGCUGGUGUUAUUGCUCCAAUGAUGGAUACUGCAAAUAUUAAAGCAGCUUGUGUUUAUCAUGAUGGUUCAUUUAAUGAUACAAGAAUGAAUGCUACCUUAGCUAUUACUGCUAUUGAAAAUGGUGCAACUGUUUUAAAUUAUUUCAAUGUUGAUCAAUUAUUAAAAGAUAAUUCCGGUAAAUUAUAUGGUGUAAAAGCAACUGAUUUAGAAACUAAUGAAAAAUAUGAAAUUCAAGCUACUUCAAUAAUAAAUGCAACUGGUCCAUUUGCUGAUAAAAUUUUAGAAAUGGAUGAAGAUCCUCAAGGUUUACCACCAAAAGAAGUUCAAAAACCAAGAAUGGUUGUUCCAUCAAGUGGUGUUCAUAUUGUUUUACCAGAAUAUUAUUGUCCUCAAAAUAUGGGUUUAUUAGAUCCUUCUACAUCUGAUGGUAGAGUUAUGUUUUUCUUACCAUGGCAAGGAAAAGUUUUAGCUGGUACUACUGAUACUCCAUUAAAAGAAGUUCCAAAUAAUCCAACCCCAACUGAAGCAGAAAUUCAAGAUAUUAUUAAAGAAAUGCAAAAAUAUUUAGUUUUCCCAAUUGAUAGAAAUGAUGUUUUAUCUGCUUGGUCAGGUAUUAGACCAUUAGUAAGAGAUCCAGCAACUGUUCCAAAAGGUAGUGAAACAGGAUCAACCGAAGGAUUAGUUAGAUCACAUUUAUUAGUUGAAUCACCAUCUGGUUUAGUUACUAUAUCAGGAGGUAAAUGGACCACAUAUAGAGAAAUGGCACAAGAAACUAUUGAUUACGUUGUUAAACAUUUUAAUUUCGAUGGUAAGAAUUUAAAACCAUGUCAAACGAAUGAUUUAAUAUUAAUUGGUGGUGAAGAUUAUUCCAAGAAUUAUUCAGCAAGAUUAAUUCAUGAAUAUAAAAUCCCAUUAAAAUUAGCAAAACAUUUAUCACAUAAUUAUGGAUCAAGAUCAGCCAUGAUUUUAGAUUUGUACGCAGCAAAUGAUUUUAAUAAAUUACCAAUCACAUUAGCAUCAACUCAAGAAUUUAAACCAAAUGUUGUUGAAGUAACCCCAGAAAAUAAUUUAAGUUAUCAAUCAUUUGAUGAACCAUUUACAAUUGCAGAAUUAUUAUAUUCUUUAAAAUAUGAAUAUCCAAGAACACCAGUUGACUUUUUAGCAAGAAGAACAAGAUUAGCAUUUUUAAAUGCAAGAGAAGCUCUUAGUGCAGUUGAUGGUGUUGUUGAAAUUAUGUCUAAAGAAUUAGGUUGGGAUAAGGAAACUACUGAAAAAAUGAGAAAAGAUGCUAAAAAAUUCAUUGGUAAUAUGGGUAUUUCAUCUAAAAAAUUCGAUGUUGAAGAAUUUGUUAUUCAAUAG